CUGGGAAGUUUUGGCUUCAGGAACAAAGAUUAAUAUCAAAAUUUGAUACAAAAAACAUUUAACAGCCUAGCUGGUCAUUUUCCUCUUAUUUGACUUCAUACAAAAUCAACUCCCGCCAAAAUUUGACCCUGCUACUCUAUGAUUGGCGGAAAUCUGAGAUACGUCAUCAUUUAAAUUCUGUUGUUGCAGUCCGUUGGUGGUCGUCGACCGGCGUUCCCGCGUUUUGGUGUUUUGUACAGUUUGAACCCAGCAAUCACACAUUUAAAAUGGCGGGAGGGAAGGCCGGCAAGGACAGUGGAAAGGCUAAGGCCCGUGCAGUUUCGCGGUCAGCGAGGGCAGGACUUCAGUUCCCAGUGGGUCGUAUUCAUAGGCACCUGAAGAACCGCACUACCUCUCACGGGCGGGUUGGAGCCACAGCAGCUGUCUACAGCGCCGCCAUCUUGGAGUACCUCACUGCUGAGGUGCUCGAGUUGGCCGGUAACGCGUCCAAGGAUCUGCGCGUGAAGCGUAUCACCCCGCGGCAUCUUCAGCUGGCCAUCCGCGGAGACGAGGAGCUCGACAGCCUCAUCAAGGCCACCAUCGCCGGCGGUGGAGUGAUCCCGCACAUCCACAAGUCCCUCAUCGGCAAGAAGGGCGGUCCGUCGCAACCUGGCAACAAGUAGACAUCGCCGAGUGGUCAUCAUCUCAUGUACAAACACUCAUUCACCACGGACUGGGCCGGCACCAGCAGCCGCGGCCGAUUUUAGACGGCGCAUGCGCACCGCUGACCGCCAUGCUAGUGCGGUGUCACACAUGACCGGGCCGCCCCGUGUUUUAGAUAGGCGCUACAUGUCGCGGCUUCGGCUGGCACCGGUUUUAGCGCCAUGAUUCAGCAUUGCCUCCAUUCCCUGACGAUUGGCAGUCGUGUGGUUUUUAGGGGCUCGCGCGCGGGGGAGUGGUUGUACGUCUGAUUUGUGCGAGGUGUGUGCGCUGGGGCCCGCGCGGUGCGGCGCCGGACUCCCGGGGCCGACGCAUUGCCUGGACCUGAUCAUCAUCGCUCGCUGCAUCAUCCAAUACAAAUCGUUCGACCAUUCUCA
Molecule: messenger RNA, 1076 nt
Organism: Amphibalanus amphitrite
Lineage: Eukaryota; Metazoa; Arthropoda; Thecostraca; Balanomorpha; Balanidae
Product: histone H2A.V
Exons: 4
Coding region: 267-662 (131 amino acids)
Cellular component (GO): nucleosome
Molecular function (GO): structural constituent of chromatin; protein heterodimerization activity; DNA binding
Source: RefSeq, a predicted model, not a curated record